AUGUCGGCAUCUACCCAGUUUUUCUGCCGUAUACCAAAAUCUGUUGAUUUGAUACAGGAUUACGAAGAAAUUACUACAUUCCCCAAACCAUCAUUAGAAUGCCGUGCUGCCUUAUAUUCACCAAAUGGAGAAUAUUUUGCAUACACUCAACCAAAUGAAGUUGUUGUGGUGAAAACCACCCCUACUGCUCCAUUGCAAACCAAGAUUGAAAUUUCAGAUACAUUUGAUAUUUUCUUCUCACCAAAUGGAACGUAUUUAUGUUUAUGGUGCAAGCCUAUAUUGUUAGACAAGGAAAGUGGAGUAUGGACUAAGAACGUUAAGAUCAUAAAUAUUAGAAGUGGUAAUAAGGUAAUUUUAGAAUGGUCAAACAAGCACCAGAGUGGAUGGAAACCACAAUUCACUGUUGACGAGAGAAUUUUAGCAAAGGGCAAUAACAAUAAAGAGAUUCACUUUUUUGAAUUACCGCAAGUUGGAGGUGGACCCGCAGCAUUAUUGAACGGCGGAACAAACAUACUGGGAGAACCAAUUGUAAACAUUAAUCAACCAACUCAUAAGUUUAAGCUGGAACGUAAUUUUGGUAACUUCCAAUUAAGUCCUGGUCGUAACCCUUAUAUUGCAAUUUUCAUACCUGAAAAAGAUGGCAAACCAGCUCAAGUUGUAAUUUACAAUAUUCCAAAUUUUAAUCAAUCAAUUUGCUCCAAGACAUUUUUCAAGGCUGACAGAUGUCAAUUGAAAUGGAAUUCAUUGGGUACUGCAUUAUUAGCAUUGGCAUCAACUGACCAUGAUACCACUAAUAAAUCUUACUAUGGUGAAACCAAUUUAUAUUUAUUAGGUAUUGCUGGAAGUUAUGAUUCAAGGAUUCAUUUGGAUAAGGAAGGUCCAAUUCAUGACAUUACUUGGUCACCACUGGCUCGUGAAUUUGGGGUUAUUUAUGGUUAUAUGCCAGCCAAGACAACAUUUUUCGACGCCAGAGGUAAUUCUAUUUAUCUGUUACCUCCAAGUCCAAGAAAUACUAUAUUGUUUUCCCCACAUGCAAGAUUUGUAUUGGUUGCCGGGUUUGGUAAUUUACAAGGUACUGUUGAUGUUUACGAUCGUCAAAACAAGUUCGCUAAGUUGACAACUUUUGAAGCUACGAACACUUCAGUAUGUGAAUGGUCUCCAUGUGGUAGAUUUAUCUUAACCGCUACGACGUCUCCUAGACUUAGGGUUGAUAAUGGAUGUAAAGUCUGGCAUGCUACUGGGAAACUAAUGUACAUGAAGGAAUAUCAAGAAUUGUACUCGAUCACAUGGAAACCUCAAGGUGUGCAAGAAUUCCCUCAGUUAAAAGUAUUAGAACCUGCUCCUGAACCACACCAUUCGACUAAGGAAUUUUUAGAGAAAAAGAAGGCUAUUGAAGCCACAUCUUCAUCUAAACCCGCUGGUGCAUACCGUCCACCACAUGCUAGAAGAGGUGGAUCAGAAACUACGGUAGAAAGAACUUCAUUGUACCAAAAGGAAUUGGCUGCAAAGGGAGAAGCUGGUAGCACUUAUGCACCACCAGGAUUUGCAAGUAGAUCAGUACCUGGAGCAGCUGUACCGGGCGCUGCAUCCGCAGCCAAACCAGAAUCCAAGUCAGCCGCCAAAAAUAGAAAAAAGAGAGAAGCCAAGAAGAAAGAAAAUGAUACACCAGAACCAGCCUCUGUUACUGAAACUGCUACCCCAGUUGUAGUAGCAACACCUGUUCCAGCAGCCUCAGCAGCCUCAGCAGCCUCAGCAGUCCCAGCUGUCGAAGCUGGAAGUGUCAUCGGAGGAGUUUCUUCAAUGGAAGAUAAGAAAGUUAGAUCUUUAUUGAAAAAGUUAAGAGCCAUUGAGCAAUUGAAAAUGAAACAAGCAUCUGGCGAAUCGUUAGAGGAUACUCAAGUUUCCAAAAUUCAAAAAGAAGACGAGAUUAGGAAGGAUUUAGAAGCUUUAGGAUGGACUGAAUAG
This is a messenger RNA of Dujonia railenensis, 1965 nucleotides long. NCBI's taxonomy places the organism in Eukaryota, Fungi, Ascomycota, Pichiomycetes, Serinales, Debaryomycetaceae. The record is from the annotation of a GenBank genome assembly.